Molecule: messenger RNA, 2290 nt
Organism: Diceros bicornis minor
Lineage: Eukaryota; Metazoa; Chordata; Mammalia; Perissodactyla; Rhinocerotidae
Gene: OIT3
Product: oncoprotein induced transcript 3
Exons: 9
Coding region: 37-1677 (546 amino acids)
Molecular function (GO): calcium ion binding
Source: RefSeq, a predicted model, not a curated record
AUUUUCCAGUCUGUUUCUGGUGGCUGAUCCAGAAGGAUGCCUCAGUUCCUGCUUCUCACCUGCCUCUUCAUCACAAUCACACCUGUGUCACCAAGGGCGCUAGAUCCUUGUUCUGCUUACAUCAGUCUGAAUGAGCCCUGGAGAAACACUGACCACCAAUUCGAUGAGUCUCAAGGUCCACCUCUGUGUGACAACCAUGUGGAUGGGGAGUGGUACCGCUUCACCGGCAUGGCAGGGGAUGCCAUGCCCACCUUCUGCAUACCAGAAAACCACUGUGGAACCCAUGCACCUGUCUGGCUCAAUGGCAGCCACCCUCUAGAAGGUGAUGGCAUUGUGCAACGCCAGGCCUGUGCCAGCUUCAAUGGGAACUGCUGCCUCUGGAACACCACGGUGGAGGUGAAGGCUUGCCCUGGAGGCUACUACGUGUAUCGUCUGACCAGGCCCAGUGUCUGCUUUCAUGUCUACUGUGGUCAUUUUUAUGACAUCUGCGAUGAGGACUGCCAUGGCACCUGCUUGGAUACCAGUGAGUGCACGUGCUCUCCAGGAACCGUGCUAGGCCCCGACAGGCAGACAUGCUUUGAUGAAAAUGAAUGUGAGCAAAACAAUGGUGGCUGCAGUGAGAUCUGUGUCAACCUCAAAAAUUCCUAUCGCUGUGAGUGUGGGGUUGGCCGUGUGCUCAAAAGUGAUGGCAAGACUUGUGAAGACAUUGAAGGAUGCCACAAUAACAAUGGCGGCUGCAGCCAUUCUUGCCUUGGGUCUGAGAAUACCUAUCAGUGUGAAUGUCCCCGGGGCUUGGUGCUGUCUGAGGAUAACCACACCUGCCAAGUCCCCGUGUUGUGCAGGUCGAACACCAUCGAAGUGAGCAUCCCCAGGGACCUGGUUGGCGGUCUGGAGCUCUUCCUGACCAACACCUCCUGCCGAGGAGUGUCCAAUGGCACCCACGUCAACAUCCUCUUCUCCCUCAAGACGUGUGGCACAGUGGUCGAUGUGGUGAAUGACAAGAUCGUGGCUAGCAACCUUGUGACAGGUCUACCCAAGCAGACCCCAGGGAGCAGCGGGGACAUCAUCAUCCGAACCAGCAAACUGCUGAUCCCAGUGACCUGCGAGUUUCCGCGCCUCUACACCAUUUCUGAAGGAUACGUUCCCAACCUUCGAAACACCCCACUGGAAAUCAUGAGCCGCAGUCAUGGAAUCUUCCCGUUCACUCUGGAGAUCUUCAAGGACAAUGAGUUUGAUGAGCCUUACCGGGAAGCUCUGCCCACGCUUAAGCUUCGAGACUCCCUCUACUUUGGCAUUGAGCCCCUGGUGCAUGUGAAUGGCUUGGAAAGCCUGGUGGAGAGCUGCUUUGCCACCCCCACGUCCAAGAUCGAUGAGAUCCUGAAGUACUACCUUAUCCGGGACGGCUGUGUUUCAGAUGACUCGGUAAAGCAGUACACAUCCCGGGAUCACCUCGCAAAGCACUUCCAGGUCCCUGUCUUCAAGUUUGUGGGCAAAGACCACAGGGAAGUGUUUCUGCACUGCCGGGUCCUUGUCUGUGGAAUGCUGGACGAGCGGUCCCGCUGUGCCCAGGGCUGCCACCGGCGAAUGCGCCGUCAGGCAGUAGAGGGAGAGGACACAGCUGGUCCACAGAGCCAGAUGCUGACGGGCGGCCCGAUCAGCAUUGACUGGGAGGACUAGGAUGACCCAACACCUGAGUCCUGACUUCGGGCUGCCGGCCUGUUUGGAACUUCCCACACCCUCUGAGAACAUCAGUCAACACCCUAGAACACCGUGCUUCUUUAAAUCUCCUACUGUGGGUUUAGACAAACUCCCAGAACCAAGUCACUCUGAUUCCAGCCCACUGGGUCGGGAAAGGUCACCUCACUGCUGACUGACCCGACCCAGGUGGGGCUUUAUCCUCCUAAAGUUGGAAGCUAUGCUGUCCACGCAGAAAGCUGCUCACCCUAUUCCCCUCAUUUCUUUCCUACAGUAAAACACCUAGUGUAGGGUGCAGUAGGACCACUAAAAUCAGAAGUUGGGUAUAAUAUUUCAAAUGAGGAACUUAAAAUAACUUAAAUGGUUGCUUGAAAUUAUGACUUAAUUACCCAAUGAUUCCUUAAAUAUGUAAAUAAUAUUAUACCCUGAAAUUUUAAUUCAAAUACAGAAUAGUUAUAGGGGAUUUGGGAGUUUAUCAAUAUAAGUGUGUACUAAAAUAUACUAUUUGGUUUUUCUCUUGCACGAUAUUUUCUUUUGAUGUUUUUAUAUUAAGUGAAAUAUUUUCAAUUAAUAAAUGUUAAUUCAUUAACAUGCA